Capsicum annuum is the source of this 1345-nucleotide messenger RNA. Its product is annotated as zinc finger protein ZAT1. Bases 237 to 1175 code for a protein of 312 amino acids. Gene Ontology annotation, biological process: regulation of DNA-templated transcription. Lineage: Eukaryota; Viridiplantae; Streptophyta; Magnoliopsida; Solanales; Solanaceae. The transcript has a single exon. The record is from RefSeq and is a predicted model, not a curated record.
UCACAUCACAACUGUUUUUAUGGGUGAUGGAAGAUUGCUUGUUACCUACUUCUCCUCUUUAAAGCGUUUUAUAACUUCCCACUCCCACUCUACUUCCUCCCUCCCUCUCCUCUCUCCUCCCUUGAGAGAGAAACAAAUACACAUUUUGUUGUUAUCAACAGCUUGAUCUUUUUGUACAACAGUGAGGGGAAGUACUGCUGAAGAUUCAAUCUGUGAUCUGUUUGAACAAUCAAUCAAUGAGUAUGGAGAAGCAUAAAUGCAAGCUCUGUUCAAGAAAAUUCUCAAGUGGUAAAGCUAUGGGUGGUCACAUGAGGUCCCAUUUGAGAGCUCUUCCACUUCCACCAAAAACUCCCCCGCAGAAACAAGAUUCCGCCGCCGGUGGUGGUGGCUGUAGCGAGUCAACUAUAUCGCUCUAUGAGGAUGAAGAGGAAGAGGAGGAAAUUAGGGAUGACAAAUGUUUGAGUUAUGUGUUAAGAGAGAAUCCGAAGAAGAGUUCCAGGAUUGUAGAUCCUGAGUUCAUGGAUGCUGGUUCAGUUGUACAUGAAAAGGAUCAAAGUGAAACUGAGUCAACAAUGAAGCCAACUAAGAGGAGAUCUAAGAGAACUCGAUUGCGAAGACUGUUUACAUCUGAUCAUGAAGCUGUUGAUCACCAUGCUAAAAAGGAGAAGAAAAAAACACCUGAAUUUGAAUCUGUAAGUUCGUUUUCCGAUACUUCUCCUGAAGAAGACAUUGCUGUUUGUCUAAUGAUGCUUUCUAAAGAUGUCUGGAAGAAAUCAAAUUCAGACGAGUCGCAAUUGAAGGAUAAAAAACAAGGGAAGUACUACCAAUGUGAGAUUUGUAACAAAGUUUUGAAGUCAUCACAAGCUUUGGGAAGCCACAAAACGAUUCACAAGAAGAAUAAGAGUUCUUCUUGCAAUGAGGAAAAUUCGAGGCAAGUGAGAGCGAAGAAUGUGGAUCAUGAUCAUGAAUGUCCAUUUUGUGGGAAGAUCUUUGGGUCAGGACAAGCAUUAGGUGGACACAAAAGAUCACAUAUAUUGAGUUCAUCAAUUACUGGUUCAUCUUCAUCAAAAGUUGGUGAAAGUUUGAUGGAUUCGAGUUCUGGUAAAUUCCCAUAUGGGUUUAUAGAUCUUAACAUGCCAGCUCCAGUGGAAGAUGAAGAUUUUAGCAUUUCUUGAUCAACCCAAUUAAAGCAGAGUUUAGCAAAUGGAGAAGAAUGUGGGAGAGGUCAAAAUUGUCAUUCUCAUUUUCUUUUCUUGUUUUGGGGUUUUUACUUUCCAUAAUUGUUUAGUAAUUUUGUUGAAAUGGGUUGUGCUUUGUUAUAGAAAACAAUUGAAUUUUGAUCCAA